GGGUUGCCAACUGACACACUACGAGAAAGGGAAAGCGGUGCGCACGGGGAGCGGCCGGGCGUCUGUUCAAGUGUGCUUCGCCGAAACAGUUCGUGGUGGAGAAUUAUGAUUUUUAAGGCUGCGCCGAGGCAAAAAUGCAAUGGAGGUCAAUAGUAGUUGGUCUUCUCUUGUUGAGACUGGCGUUCAGUUUUAUUCUAUGGCUUACCUUCGGACUGGGACCUAGCUGGGGCUUCAACUUCCCCAUAAAUUUCAAUUUCAGUUUGCACAAAAUUGAGCUCUUCGGAGAGAAGGUGGGCGCAGACCCCAGGAGCGGUGCGUGGCUCAGACACCUCGCCGGACAUCAUCAUCAUCAUCAUGGACAGGGACAUCCGAGGACCUGCUCCCAGACCGAGGAGCACGGGUACAAGAAGCCGUACCUGCGCUUCUUCGAGGAUGGCGGAGACGAAUACGCCAAGAAGUACAGCUUCUUCCCAGAAAAGCUGAAGGCAGAGAUGCGCGGCAUGGCCAGGGACAUGUUCUACUUCGGCUACGAGAACUACAUGAAGUACGCGUUUCCCGAGGACGAGCUGAACCCCAUCGACUGCCAGGGCAGAGGACCCGACGUGCUCAACCCGUCAAACAUCAACAUCAAUGAUGUGUUGGGGAACUAUUCUUUGACCCUCAUCGACACGCUUGAUACACUACUGGUGCUGGGGAACGUGUCAGAAUUUCACAGGGCCGUGAAGCUGGUCAUUGAUACGGUGUCCUUUGAUAAGGACUCCACCGUUCAGGUGUUUGAGGCCAACAUCAGGAUCCUUGGAAGCCUGAUCUCAGCUCACAUCCUCCUGACAGACUCCAAGCAGCCCUUUGGCAAUGUGGGUUUGGAGGACUAUGACAAUGAGCUCUUGCACCUGGCACACGAUCUGGCCGUCCGGCUCCUGCCAGCGUUUGAGAACACCGGCACAGGCAUCCCGUACCCCAGGGUAAAUCUCAAGAGUGGUGUUCCUCCGGAUACCAUUAAUGAGACCUGCACUGCGGGUGCUGGGUCCCUUUUGGUGGAGUUUGGGAUUCUGAGCCGCCUCAUUGGAGACUCCACAUUUGAGUGGGUGGCCCGGCGAGCUGUCAAAGCACUCUGGAACCUGAGGAGCAAUGAGACAGGAUUGCUAGGAAACGUGGUUAACAUCCAGACAGGCCAGUGGGUGGGAAAACAGAGUGGUCUGGGUGCAGGAAUGGACUCUUUCUAUGAGUACUUGCUGAAGUCCUACAUCCUCUUUGGGGAAAAGGAAGAUUACAAGAUGUUCAAGGCUGCCUAUGAGAGCAUUCAUAACCACCUCAGAAGAGGGCGGGAAGCAUGUAAUGAAGGGGAAGGUGACCCUCCACUCUAUGUCAAUGUGAACAUGUUCAAUGGGCAGAUUAUGAACACUUGGAUCGAUUCCUUACAGGCCUUCUUCCCUGGGCUUCAGGUGCUAAAUGGAGAUGUGGAGAAUGCAAUUUGCCUGCAUGCUUUUUACUACGCAAUAUGGAAGCGUUUUGGGGCCCUCCCAGAGAGGUACAACUGGCAGCUCCAAGCUCCAGAUGUCCUUUUCUAUCCUUUGAGGCCUGAGCUGGUAGAAUCUACAUACCUGCUCUACCAGGCUACCAAGAAUCCCUUUUAUUUGCAUGUGGGGAUGGAUAUCCUUCAAAGCAUUGAGAAAUAUACCAAAGUCAGGUGUGGUUAUGCUACUCUCCAUCACGUAGUGGACAAAUCUAAAGAGGAUCGCAUGGAGAGCUUCUUCCUCAGUGAGACGUGUAAAUAUCUCUAUCUGCUGUUUGAUGAGGACAACCCCUUGCACAAGUCUGAGAGCAAGUACAUCUUCACCACAGAGGGCCACGUGGUGCCUAUAGACAAGCGCUUCCGGGAGAAGCAGUGGAAUGAUGGCGAACUCUCCGAUCAGGACAUGACCAAUGUGCCUCAUACCAACACCAGCAAUUGUGACAGAAUUCCUGACGAGCGACGGUAUGCACUACCCUUGAAGAGUGUUUACAUGAGGCAGAUAGAUCACAUGGUGGGACUGUCGUGAGGUUGUGUACAUCGCUGGGGUCUCUCGCUUUGGACUAUGAGGUAUAAGGUAGACCACAACUGAAUGGCCUACAUCUCCUGGGAAGGUAUUUACUGAUACGGGUUUCUUCACAGAAAAUAUUUUUCUUCAAGAUGGGUUUUCCUGCAUCUUGCUAUUUUUUUCCCCAACAGCAGAAGUUCUAGAUCAGCUCAAGAGCAUGACAGAUGAAAUUACCAGAGAUGCGUAUUAUAGGCACAGUUUCCUUGAAUUUUAAUUUAUUUUUAAUAUUCUCCCUCUUCCUCCUGAACACAUUGAAGUUGGUUUUCUUCCUUUCCCUUUUAAGGAAUCUUGUGCUACCACAUUCUCAAUAUAUAGGCCAUGGCCCAUUGCUUCCUAGUAGGUCCAGCAUUGAGAAUUAAUUAAAUUUGUUUCCAAAGCAAUCGCUGAUCUUUGCCUUUCUAGGCCACUCAUUCUACAAAUACAAAACAGAUCAAUUGAGUGACUAAAAAAAAUUGAUCUUUGAAUGGUCAUCUUGCCUUGAAAUGCUUCCAAUGUUCAGAUGUUUCUUGCAUAUUCCAAGUUCAGCUGUGUGACUGAAGGUUUUGGUUUCUGUUAGACAAGUUACCUGGAGGCACUAAUAUUCAAAGCUGGAGUGUGUUGAGACCUAAGCACAGUGAAGUCAAUGUUGGGCUCCCAAGGUGCUGUUGACACUGUUAAUGGUGAACUAGAGACCUAGAAUAUUUAAUUGUGCCUUGGAUCUCCCCCCCCAAAGCAUAAAGCAAUGUAAUCCUACAGUAUCAUGUCUGUGGGCAAGUAUGUUUUUGUUUUGUAAAGGUUAUUUAUUGGGGCUGGCUAGAGUUAUGAGAGGCACCUGAGAUCUAUGGAUAAACACAUGCAAGACUGAUUUGUAAACAUGUUUUAAUAUAAAGUUUCUAGUUUAUUUUAUGACAUGCUAUGUUAUAUUGUAUGCUGUAAAAUGGUAUGCCAAAAUCACCAAAUUGAAGUGUCUUAUUGUGUUCACUGGUCAUGUUUUCAGGUGUUAUCAGUCCAUCUUUGGUAUGGUGGAUUUCCAUUGUGCCUCUGGGUUGACUUGUGUCUGGAGAGGCUGUUAGUCUGAACUGAGAAGGUACUGGAAAUUAACUUGGUCUCCUUUCUUCCUCAGCUGUGUGGCGUAACCAUCUUGGUGGUCAAGUGAUUUCCUUUUGGAUGUUAAUUCAUAGCAAACCCCAUCUGGCAAUGCACCUAUAACCCUAAGAGACAUUGGGUUCCAUUUUACAGUUUUCUUCCUUUUCAAACACACAUCUUUCAGUUGAGUUCUCUCCCAGCUGGUAGUUUGUACUUGAUGUACUUACUCUUCCAUGUUUUAACACAUUGGUUAAAAUAACAUGCAACUGUAGUCCUCUAAACAUUUGAGCCGUUAGCUUUCUCCAAAAGUAGCAUUGUUUUCCUUCUUAAAAUUACAUUUUAAUGUGGUUUUGGUUUCAGAUGAAUUCCUUAAUUUUUGGGAAUGAAUUUUGGUACAAUUUGACUGUUCAUUUAAGGUUUCCUGUCAGUGUAGUACAGUAUGGACUGAAAAUGGCUAAUUCAACAGUGAUAUUUUAUUUAAAGGUUUCUGUUACUUUAUAUUUGACUAACAUGCACAAGACACAAGUGAACAAAGCCAUAGUCCUUUAAGGGUAUAUUUAUGUAAUGUUCAAGUAAUAUUGUGUGUGCAGGCAUGUGGAGGUUGAAUGAUUCUCCCCAGAACAAUGUGAAUAGUCAUAUUCUCAAAUCUCUAGAGCCCUUCUGAGAACUGUCUGUUAGCUGGGCGCAAGAGGCGUAAAUAUGUUUUUGUGUCAUAACUGUUAUUGUUUGGGGUUGGAAGUGCAUGCAUGCAGAGGCCUUUCUUUUAAAAUGGGACUGUCCAUUAAAAAAAAAAAAAACUACCAGGUGCUGUGUAGCCACCUUGUGUGUCUUAGCAGUGUUUUUCACAGUGCUCACUGGAAACUGGUUGAAUAAUUGCAACAAGAAUCUCAGGGACUGAUGGUAUCAACAGGUUGUUUUUUAAAACUGUGUCUGAAUAUGGUUAUUGGCAUGUUUAACAUUUUAUUGUUUCCAUUCUGGGCUUUCAUCCUACCCCUUCCAUUUUAGUCAUUCAAAAUGUAUUGAUGUAACUGAUUCUCCUCUGUAAUGAUUUAUGGGUCAGUUCUAUUGUCAGCUCUGCGUUCUUCCCAGUGCAAUGUCUUAUUUACUUUCUGAGGUUUCUGAGUGCAAGAAGCUAACAAAAAUCAUUGUUUGCGUUAAUAUUAAAAACCGUAUACCUUUUUCUUUUUAAUGCUUAAAUCUGAAUUUCAGGUGGCAUCUUUUCACCAAACGUGCCAUACCCUCAGAAAAAAAGCAUUACGAAAAUAUUUUUAAUUUUACAACAGCUUUUGAUGUAACGGAACAAACUUGUCAGACUGUCAAACUUCCUCCACACAUUGUUCUUAAUAAAAUAUUCAGAA
This is a messenger RNA of Scleropages formosus (Asian bonytongue), 4501 nucleotides long. RefSeq names its product ER degradation enhancer, mannosidase alpha-like 1 (gene edem1). Gene Ontology annotation, biological process: carbohydrate metabolic process; mannose trimming involved in glycoprotein ERAD pathway; endoplasmic reticulum mannose trimming. The record is from RefSeq and is a predicted model, not a curated record. Gene Ontology annotation, cellular component: membrane. Lineage: Eukaryota; Metazoa; Chordata; Actinopteri; Osteoglossiformes; Osteoglossidae. Gene Ontology annotation, molecular function: mannosyl-oligosaccharide 1,2-alpha-mannosidase activity; calcium ion binding. Bases 135 to 2039 code for a protein of 634 amino acids. The transcript is spliced from 12 exons.